AUGUAACUCAUGGCUCAAUUUUAGCUAUAAUUAAAAGAGCGAAAGAGGUGAAUAAAGUCGUAAUAACAAAAAAUCUGACUUUGGUUAAAGAUGCAAUUAAAAAAGUAAAAACAUGAUGUUUUUAAAAAAUACUAAAGUAAUCCCACUCUAUGGGAAGAGAAUUAUUUUAUCGCCAAACAAUUUAUUAAAAAUUCCAAAACGCAAUGGUUAUUUAGUACUUGUUCCAGAAAUUGGUGAAGAUUUACCAGGAAAAUAUCCAUUGUUAAAAGAAGAUAAAAGCCCAGAAUUCAAUACUGUUACAAUAGAAAAAUGUGUAGCUGCAAUGGGAAAGCAAGCAUUAGAAUUUGAAGAAUCAAUUAAAACUUUAGGGAAAGAGAUAGAAAAUAUUGAUAAUGUUUCUCCAGACAAUCUGUUCAAAAAUAUAAUAAAUCCUAUAGAAGAAAUGAGUACAUCAUUAAGCAGCACAUGGGGUAUUGCAAAAGUCUUAUAUGUAGGAAAUCAAAGUAAAAUGCCUACACAAUAUUAUAUAAGUAUUAAUAAUCGUGCUAGGAAUGCUUUAGCCAAUAAAUAUGUUAGCAAACCAAUUUAUGAAGCAUGUAAAAGUGUUAUCAAUAACCAAGAAAUUAAAUUGACAAAUGAACAAAGAAGAAUUUUAGAGAAAUUCAUAUUAGAGGGGAAACUAAAUGGACUAGAAUUAUCUGAAAAAGAGAAAGAAAAAUUAUCAGCAUUGAUGACAUUAGUAUCUAAGGAGAUUAAUGAAUAUGCAGGAAGACUACAGAUAGCUGUAAAUCAAUUUAGAUACACAAUAAGAGACCCCAGAUUGGUGGAAGAUUUUCCAGAAGAGGUAUUAAAAUAUAUGGUACCAAAUUCUUCACAGUAUAAACUUGGUCCUUGGACGCUAACUUUAUAUCCUGCUGUCUUGAAACCAUUUAUGGAAUAUUGCCCUGAUCGUGGUUUGAGAUGGAGAAUUUGGGAAACAGAUGUUAGUACAGGAUCUGUAUUUGGUGAUAAAGCAUUACAAACGAGUACAAAAAUUGAAGAAAUUCGUUUCAAAAGAAACGAGCAGGCAAAAUUAUUAGGAUACAAAACAUAUGCUGAUAUGAGUAUGGAAACUAAAAUGGCUGCUAAUGUGGAAAAUGUUCACCAUGUGUUAGACAAUUUACUGACCACAGCUUAUCCUGCUCAAAAAUAUGAAAUUAAAGAACUAAAUACAUUUGCAAAUGAAAGAGGUCUAGAAGGUAAACUUAAACUCUGGGACAUAGCAUUUUGGAGCAGAAAACAGUUGCAGAGUAUAUGCAAAUUCAAGGAAGAAGAUUUAAAAAAUUAUUUUCCUUUACCGAAAGUAUUAUCUGGGCUAUUUGAACUGAUUGAAAUGUUAUUUAAUGUAAAGAUCGUUGAAGGCAAAAAACCAGACGUUUGGCACAAAGAUGUCCGAUUUUUUCAUGUUUUUGAUUUGAAAGAAUCCAGUAGUAAUCCAGUAGGUAGUUUUUAUUUAGAUCCAUAUGCAAGAGAAGACGAAAAAGUUCGAAUGUCAGAAGAGACAGGUUACAUGGUAACAUUACAAAAUAGGAGUAAAAUAAGUGAUGUAAAACCAUUAGCUGCGUUAAUAUUUAAUUUUACACCAUCACUCGGUGAGAAACCUUCUUUACUUUCAUUCAAAGAUCUGCGGACUCUAUUUCAAAAGGUUGGACACAUGUUACAACAUAUAUUAACAACAGUGGAAUAUGCUGAAGUAGCUGGACAUUCAUUUAUGGAGUGGGAUGCAAUGUUUAUUUCUGAUUAUUUCUUUGAAAACUGGUUAUAUGAACCUUUUGUUUUACAACAAAUUUCUGGUCAUCAACAUACAGGAGAACCGUUACCUGCCGAUGCGAUUGAAACAGUGAAAAUAAAAAAAACGCAUUUAGCUGGUUAUAAUCUAUGUAAAGAUCUGUAUUUAUCACGAUUUGAUUUGGAAUUAUAUUCUGGAAGCAAAUUCUGGAAUGAUAUAAUGAAUAAAAUAUGGAAUAAGUACUUUGUAAUUCCACAACAUAAAAGAGACUGUCAUAUCUGCUCUUUUGACUGUAUUUUUAGUGGAGAUCUUGCAGCUUCUUAUUACGGUUUUGUUUGGUCAAAAAUGAUUGCGGCUGAUUUAUAUAGUGCUUUCCACAAUAUACCUUCAAGUAAUAAGGAGUUAUUACAGGAAAUUGGCAGUAGAUUUCGCGAAACGUAUUUAGCUGUCGGCAGUAGUUAUUCUGCGAAUGAAGUUUUCAGAAAAUUUAGAGGAAGAGAUCCUAGUCCAAAAGCGCUUUUGAAAAGUCUUGGCUUGGAUGUAAAAGCGGGUAUGUUAGAAAAUACAGAUGAAACAAUACGAACAAAUGCGAAAUAAUUUCAGGAGCAAUGAAAUAUAAUUUAUAUAAAAAGGAAUAAUGAACAAUUUAAUUUUUUACUGUAAAAGUUCAUUUACACCUCGAUACAUGGUUCAGUAAUUUCGUGAUAAUCAAGAACUCUUUCGGAAGUUGAAAAGUUCUUUAUUGUUUUGAAUAAAAAAAAUAUUAACUUUCUUUUAAUAUUAAGAUGUAUUGCAUUUCAAAUAUAAAUGUAAAUUAUUUAUUUUAA
Osmia lignaria (orchard mason bee) is the source of this 2595-nucleotide messenger RNA. RefSeq lists its product as uncharacterized. Gene Ontology annotation, biological process: proteolysis. The record is from RefSeq and is a predicted model, not a curated record. Gene Ontology annotation, molecular function: metalloendopeptidase activity. NCBI's taxonomy places the organism in Eukaryota, Metazoa, Arthropoda, Insecta, Hymenoptera, Megachilidae.